AUGAAUAAGUUUUUGAAUUCAUAUGAAACACUGAACUAUGAACCGAUCAAGCAUCGUUUGAAACGCUCAGCAGAUGGAUCGAUUGUUGCUACGAAUAUUCGAUUUAAUACUCAUAAUAGGUCUUUCGAUUUGAUACUGUAUUCCAUCAAUAAUGAUCCUUCGCCAGUGUUCGACAGUCAGAUUAUGUUUGAUGUCGAUGGUAUUCCUGUUGACUUUAGACCGGAUGAAUAUCUUUUGCAUGGUAUUGACAAAAACAAUCGCGGAUCGGCUGUUUAUGGUUCGAUUCAAGAUGGUAUAUUAGAUGGGCUUAUUUAUCACAAUGACGGUCAUGUAUUUACUAUCGUAAGAGCUAACCAAUUUUUUCCAGUGAAUGAAAGACCACUACAUUUUCAUUCUAUCGUUUAUUCGGAUGAUUCAAUUAAUUUUUGGAAAAGCCGUAAGAAACGUUCAGCAAAAGAUAAACACGGUUGCGGUUUACAUGGUAGAGUGCGAAAAGAUAUGGAAGCAUUUCAGAAAAGUGUGAUCUUAGAUAACGAUCCAGUCGUUUCAUCAAGCUUCAAGGUGCAUCAUCCCAUACAGGACUCUUUUCCUUAUCGCUAUUUCAUGGACUCACAGAGAACAAAGCGUGAUGUUCCAGAAACAAAAAUUAUCAACGGCAAACAAAUUUAUACAGUUAGAGCUUGUUAUGUUUAUCUACAAGCUGAUCACAAACUUUAUCAACAUAUUUUCGAAAAGGAAGGUAAUUUUGAUGAAGUUAGGACGCGAGAGGAGAUUGCAAGCUUAUUUUAUAAUCAUAUAAAAGCUGUUAAUCAAAUAUAUGAGGACACGGAUUUCAAUGGCAUAAAUGGAGUGACAUUUGUCAUCCAGAGAAUUUCGCUCUAUACACCGCAAACAUGUUCUGGAAAAACAGAUGGAAUAUCAGAAAACCCGUUUUGUGAGGACAACGUUGAUGUUUCCAAUUUUUUGAAUCUAAAUUCACGCAAGAAUCACUCCGAUUUCUGUCUCGCUUAUGCUUUUACUUUCCGAGAUUUCGUCGGUGGAACGCUUGGGUUAGCUUGGGUGGCUAGUCAAAACCAUAAUACUGCUGGUGGAAUUUGUCAACAAUAUACAAAAUACAGCGAAGGGACGAAUUUCGUUUAUCGAUCUUUGAAUACGGGUAUUAUAACAUUGGUAAAUUAUGGAAAUCGCGUACCGAAUCGUGUUUCGCAACUUACGCUUGCUCAUGAAAUAGGUCACAAUUUCGGAUCUCCGCAUGACUAUCCACUGGAAUGCCAGCCUGGUCUUCCGGAUGGCAAUUACAUUAUGUUUGCUUCAGCCACCUCUGGUGACAAGAAGAAUAACGCGCAAUUUUCUAAAUGUUCAAUUGCUAAUAUUAGCAUAGUCCUUAGCGAGGUUCUACAACAACGUCCCAUUGAUACGGAAAAUUCAUAUUUACGGCUUGGUGGUUUUGGAAUUGGUGCCGGCAAAAGAAAUUGUUUUAGAGAAACAAAGUCUGCAUUCUGUGGUAAUCAAGUUAAAGAACCCGGAGAAGAAUGUGAUUGUGGAUAUACGGCCGCUGAUUGUGAAACCAUGAACGAUAAAUGUUGUCAUUCUCGUGAUACGGGAUCGGGAUGUAAGCGUCGUAGUAAAGCAACUUGCAGCCCAUCCGAAGGGCCAUGCUGUAACGCUCAGGAAUGUGCCUUCCAUCCUUCUUCUGCAAAAAAAAUCUGCCGUGCCGUUUCUGAGUGUCUUGAAGAACAGCGUUGUGAUGGUCGAACUGCUGAAUGUCCUCCUUCAAAAGCUAAAAAAAAUGGAUUACCUUGUCAGGAUUCAACCAAAGUUUGCAAUGCCGGUAGUUGCAAUGGUUCUGUUUGUGCUGAGAUCGGUUUAAAAGAUUGUUUUUUAACCAAAGGAACGCCAGAAAUCCUUUGUCACUUAGCAUGUGAGGAAAAGGGAGUAUGCAAAUCUAGUUUCGAAUUGCCUCAUUUUGCUAAUGGUCGUUUCAAUCAAAUUAGUCGUGAGAAUAAACAAGGCCUGAUACUUCUUCCUGGUUCUCCUUGUAAUAAUUACAAAGGCUAUUGUGAUAUUUUUCGAAAGUGUCGAAGUGUUGAUGCUGAUGGUCCACUGGCUCGACUGAAAAAUGUUAUUUUCAAUCCGAAAACGCUUUCAGAAGUUCGCUACUGGAUACAGAUCAAUUGGUGGAUUGUCCUUUUAUGUGGCAUUGGUAUUCUUAUAUUUAUGGCCGCAUUCAUAAAAUGUUGUGCUGUGCAUACACCUAGUACCAAUCCUAAUAAAGCUCCAGCAUUGAAUAUUUAUGAUACAUUGAGGCGUCCUAAAACAUUUAUUCAAGGACAACGGCGAACUCGAUCACAAACUCGAGUUAAUGGUGGUCCGAUGCAUGCUUCUCGAGGUAGACAUGGCACUCAUACAGAUCGGACGUCGAGUCAAGCGUUCCAUAAUGUACCUUCGGCUCCACCUCCUCCUUCCGCUCCGCCACCAUCUAGCAUAAUUGUUGUAGAACCACCGCCACCGUACACUGCCUCAACAGAUCCUGCAUCAGCAUUAGGGGGUCCAAAGCGUGGUCGUCGUAAGCAAAAAGCGUUAAAUAAUAAUGAAAUACGUGGGAGGAAAAAUCGGCGCAAAUAG
Messenger RNA from Dracunculus medinensis (Guinea worm), 2625 nucleotides. The record is from the annotation of a GenBank genome assembly. Lineage: Eukaryota; Metazoa; Nematoda; Chromadorea; Rhabditida; Dracunculidae.